Molecule: messenger RNA, 786 nt
Organism: Phodopus roborovskii (desert hamster)
Lineage: Eukaryota; Metazoa; Chordata; Mammalia; Rodentia; Cricetidae
Product: serine/arginine repetitive matrix protein 1-like
Exons: 2
Coding region: 1-786 (261 amino acids)
Source: RefSeq, a predicted model, not a curated record
AUGCUCAGCAUUAGGGAGGGGGAGGAACGGCGGAGGGACGCCGCGGUGGUGCCCGCCCGGCCGCCCGGGCCGCUCGGCGCGCCCCCCAUGCCGCCCGUCCGCCCGCCGCGGUGCCCGGUGCCCCGCCACCGCCCGCGCCGCCGCUGGCUCGGGACCGCGGGCAGCCGGAGCUCACAUCCGGGGACGGAGGCGCUCGCCCGCCCGCUCCGCGCCCGCCGCGCCGCGCCGCGCCGCACGCCGGCUUCGCCCUGGCGACGCUGCGCGCCCGCCGCCGUCCCCCGCCCUCCCCCGCGCGCCCGGGCCUCCCACCGGCCGCGCCGCGCCCCAGCUGCCGGCCUGCGGCCCACGCGCCCCCCGGGCUCCACGGCGCGCGACUCGGACGACGCCACCCCCCGGCCUGGCGCGGCUGGCCGAGGGUUAAGCGCGCUGCAGCCGCCAGCUUUCGGGUUAACCCCCUCGGCGCCGCCACGCGGGCGCCCCUUCCCCGAGCCAGGCCCGUGGGGCCUCGCGCCUGCUGCUGGGGGCGCGGAUGCCGAUCCUCUGCACGGCGUCCCUGCGCGGGGUCUGCGGGGACUCCUGGCGUCCUCUAGGCGACUUCAGGUGGUCCUGGCUCACCGCACACCUGGGGGAGGCUCCGCCCCCCGGGAACUCAGGUGCCCACAGGCGAUCUCUGCUGCCACAUCAAAGCUCACAGUUUGCUGGCCCUGCCUGGACCAGACAGGCGUCCCCCAGCCCUGCUUCCUUCCGUUUGGGGAUGCAGAGGAAUGGGGGAGUCCUGCUCUUUAG